This is a messenger RNA of Erythranthe guttata (spotted monkey flower), 1656 nucleotides long. Lineage: Eukaryota; Viridiplantae; Streptophyta; Magnoliopsida; Lamiales; Phrymaceae. The record is from RefSeq and is a predicted model, not a curated record.
UAUAUAUAUAUAUUCACUAUUAUAUGAUGAUGAAAUCAUGAAAAUACUGUUUUGACAACACAUGGUGCCGACUGCCACGUGUCAUGCAGCAGGAUAUCCUAAAAAAGUGACUUCUCAGAGCUUCAUUCCCUGCAUUCUCUCUCUCUCUAGAAAAGAGGUUCAAGUUUGCAGGUUCUUUGAAUACUCCGGUGAAAAUGGCGGACACUGCUAAUAAACUUACCAUAUUCAUGUACCCAUGGUUUGCGAUGGGCCAUAUCACUCCUUACCUCCUGACCGCCAACAAACUCGCCGAGAGGGGCCACAAAAUAACCCUAGUUAUCCCUCCUAAAGCCCAAUCCAAACUGGGCCAACUCAAUCUCCACCCUGAUCUCGUCCACCUCCGCCCCAUUUCCAUCCCCAAAGUCGAAGGCCUGCCGGCCCACAUCGAAACCAGCAACGACGCCACCGUGCUCGAGCAACAGCUUCUCCGCCACGCCCUAGAUCUCACGGCACCCACCGUCAAAUCUCUGCUCUGCGAUGUGAAGCCCGAUUUGGUUAUCUCCGACUUCGCCUACUGGCUGCCGGGCCUGGCGCGCCGCAUGCAGAUCAAGUCCGUCCACUUCAGCGCUGUCAGCCCCGCGGCGAUGGGUUUCAUGUUCACCGGAGGCACUUCGCCGACCGAGGAUGAUCUUCAUUUUCCGCUGUCGAUCAAGCUGUACAAACACACGGCACGCGAUCUGGAGUGGUUCAAGACGGCAAAGGAAAUGGGCAGCGGGAUAACGAUGGAGCAACGCUUGACCACCGCAAUUUCCGAGAGCGACGCGGUUUGCUUCAAGACGUGCAGUGAAAUUGAAGGAGCCUAUGUUCGAUUUCUCGAAAACAAGCUCAAGAAACCAAUCCUACUAACAGGCCCAUUGUUACCAAACCCGCAAUCUUCUUCAACCGACCUAGACGAGAAAUGGGCUAAUUGGCUCAACAAAUUCACGCCCAAAACCGUGAUCUUCUGCGCUUUCGGCAGCGAAGCCGUACUAAGCAAGGAACAAUUUCAAGAACUGAUGCUGGGUUUGGAGCUAACAGGGUUCCCUUUCUUGAUUGCUCUAAGGCCACCUGUUGGAUUCGACACUAUAGAAGAAGCUUUGCCUAAUGGAUUUACAGAGAGGGUUCGAGAGAGGGGGUUUGUUCAUGGUGGGUGGGUCCCACAGCAGCUGAUCUUGAAACACACAGCGGUGGGGUGUUUUGUGACACAUUGUGGGUACGGGUCAAUGUGGGAGGGGCUGAUGAGCGAGUGUCGAUUGGUGGCGCUGCCACACGUGGCGGAUCAGUAUGUGCAGGCGAGGCUUUUGAGUGGGGUUCUAAAGGUUGCGGUGGAGGUGGAGAAAGGGGAUGAAGACGGGCUGUUUACUAAGGAAGGUGUUUGCGGUGCUGUAAUGGCGGCUAUGGCGGAGGAAAGUGGUGUCGGGGAAGAGGUGGUGGUGAAUCAUGAGAAAUGGCGGGGGAUUUUGGGGAGUGAGGGGUUUCAGGAUUCUUAUUUUGAUGCUUUUGUUGAGAACCUUCGGAAACUUCUCGAUUAAAUUUUAGUGUCUCGAUGAAAAUCCGGGCUCCGCUAGUGUUCGCUGAUAAGUACUUUCUAAUUGUAAGAAGAAAUAAAAGAACACGAACUCGUUGCAUUUGAACUAA